GAGGUCGAGCGUGCUGCAAGACUCUUACGCGAAGUAGCCAAAGGGAAGAUAAUCGUGAAAGUGGACUCCGAUGAGGAUGCCAUAGUGUUCUCUAAAAUCACCCACGUUGACUUUGCUAGUGAAGUAUCCGGACGGGCGGUGAAGGAUGUGCAGAGAUAUGGAAAGGUGUUUUACGUUGAGCUCGAGGGUGACGGAAGACAUCCAGUCAUGCAUUUCGGUAUGACUGGUAUGCUACAGGUAAAAGGGGAGCUGCCGAUGCAUUACCGAGAAGCGCCUAGGAAGGCGUCGACAGACUGGCCGCCCAAGUUCAUGAAGUUUGUUCUACAUAUACAGGGGGAAGAUGACGAAGAGGCCCAACAGGUGGCGUUCCUCGACCCGAGAAGAUUGGGCCGCAUACGACUCUGCAAGUCGCCACUCACGGAAGCGCCCAUCUCGUCACUAGGGUUCGACCCCAUUAUCUCCAUGCCGGACUUCGAGUAUUUCGAGAAGGGUGUGUUGAAGAGGGCAUGUCCAAUCAAGGCACUGCUUCUCGACCAGUCAUUCAGCGCGGGAGUGGGCAACUGGGUUGCAGACGAGAUACUAUACCACGCAAGGGUGCAUCCCGAGGAGCGCUGUAAUGUUCUGAAUGGGGACCAGCUGCAAGCUCUGUAUACGCAGACAGCUGAGGUGUGCCGCUUCGCUGUGUCGGUCAAUGCGGACGACUCCCAGUUCCCUGACGACUGGCUCUUCCGGCAUCGUUGGGGCAAGGGAAAGAAGGAGAAGCAUACACUCAAACUCACUUCAGCGUUAAGGGUGAUAACUGACAGGUGCCUUGGGCCACAGCCCGACGGAAAGCCCGCCACGAUCAAGUGGGUCACCAUCGGCGGGCGCACGUCAGCUUACGUGGCAGAGCUCCAGACGCUGAAGCGAGGAAUUGUAGGCUCCGGUGUGCGUAUUUGA
Molecule: messenger RNA, 939 nt
Organism: Dichomitus squalens LYAD-421 SS1
Lineage: Eukaryota; Fungi; Basidiomycota; Agaricomycetes; Polyporales; Polyporaceae
Exons: 8
Biological process (GO): base-excision repair
Cellular component (GO): nucleus
Molecular function (GO): DNA N-glycosylase activity; damaged DNA binding; zinc ion binding
Source: RefSeq, a predicted model, not a curated record